Molecule: messenger RNA, 771 nt
Organism: Brassica napus (rape)
Lineage: Eukaryota; Viridiplantae; Streptophyta; Magnoliopsida; Brassicales; Brassicaceae
Product: G-patch domain-containing protein C1486.03
Exons: 6
Coding region: 242-607 (121 amino acids)
Molecular function (GO): nucleic acid binding
Source: RefSeq, a predicted model, not a curated record
AAUAUAACUAAGACGCUCAACCGUCUCACGCCGGCGACGCAAUCAGAGGCGGUGGUUCGAAAAGCUCGUAUCUUCGAUUCUAGGGUUUCGAUUCUCUCGGAGACUGCUUGAGUUUCACGUCUUUGCUGUUAUGAACAUAAGGGAUUGUGAGUUUGGUGACAAUCUGAUUUGUUAACCCUAAAAUUAAAGCUGCUAAUUUUCAUUCCAAGUUUGUGUUUUUUUCUGAAGGUGGUCGAGCUCUAUGGGUGAGUCUGCUGGAUCGAGCAGCUCAUGGGCUGCAAUCAAUUCGUCCAACAUUGGUUUUCAGCUCCUAAAGAAGCAAGGGUGGAAGGAAGGCACUGGUCUUGGAGUCGCUGAACAGGGUAUAUUGGUGCCAGUCCAAGCAGAGCUGAAAAAUAACAAACGAGGAAUUGGAGCUGUAGCUGAAAAACCAACCAAGAGAAAAGCCGUGAAAGCCAGUACAGAUUCUGGAAAGGAGGAAGAAGUCUCUAAGCAAUCCAAGAAACUUUCAAAGAAAAUGCGAAAGUUGAUGGAGCACGAAAAACAGUUACAGGAGAAGGAAUUCGAACGAGCCUUCUUCAGGGAGUUCUGGCCUGAUAAUGUAUAAGAUUGAUACCCAAAAAUUGUAUAUGCUAGUUUUAGAACUCAGCGUUCGAGUCAUUGUCCCUUAAUCUACUCUCGAGUUCAACUGCUCACAAACAAAACCCAAAAACUAUUUUUUAACAUUUAUAAUAUGACGCAGUAAAAGAGAAUGACAUUAUGUAGACAAAA